This is a messenger RNA of Penicillium diatomitis, 1596 nucleotides long. RefSeq lists its product as uncharacterized. The record is from RefSeq and is a predicted model, not a curated record. Gene Ontology annotation, cellular component: membrane; Golgi apparatus. The transcript is spliced from 7 exons. Bases 1 to 1596 code for a protein of 531 amino acids. Gene Ontology annotation, biological process: retrograde transport, endosome to Golgi. NCBI's taxonomy places the organism in Eukaryota, Fungi, Ascomycota, Eurotiomycetes, Eurotiales, Aspergillaceae.
AUGAAGGGCUGGCUUCGAACCCUCAGCCUCACGGCUUUGCUCGCGGGAUCCGCGCUGGCCAACGAAGUUGAAAUUAAAUCUGACGCAGCGCAUCGCCAACAAUGCUCGGGCAUGUACGGUCGAAAGAGCUGGGGGGGCAAUGUCGACCCCUUUAUCUUGGUCAAAUUCUCCAAGACAGACAAGCAGGAAGGCGAUCCGCUCGCCAGUUUGGUCAUCUUCGAGUGGAAAGACGAGGAAUUAAUUGGCCGAUAUCGCUCUACGGAUGCUGAGGUCAAGGAUACAAUUUGCGACGAGGCGGCUGUUGAUGCGAAGCUGUGCACGAAAGAGGAGGUCGGAUCUUUUAUCCUCACCCAAAAUGCUACUGAUGUAUCCAAGAGCCCGAUCAUUUCCAAAGCCAUUCACCUGAAUAACCCGGACGCCAUAAAAUACCCAGUACCUAAGACUGGAUUCUACUGUGUAAGCACAUACGCUUACUCAGGAGAGGAUUAUAAUGGAGUGAUCACCUUCCGCAAUUCGUAUGGUGAACUUCCCGCGGCACAAAUCGCUAAGCUCCCGUUCUACGGAGCCUUGACUAUUGUCUACGCUGUGGUUGGAAUUUUCUGGGCUUUCCUAUAUGUCCAAAAUCGUCAUGAUAUCUUGCCGGUUCAGAAUUACAUCACCGCUAUCCUUGUUUUCCUGAUCGUCGAGCAGCUAAUGACUUGGGGUUUCUACGACUAUCAAAAUCGGCAUGGACUGAAUACCAUGGGCAAGGCAUUGAUGAUCAUUGUGGCGAUUCUCAACGCUGGUCGCAAUGCUUUCUCUUUCUUUUUGCUUCUCAUCGUCUGCAUGGGCUACGGCGUUGUUAAGCCUUCCCUGGGUCGGACAAUGAUCUACGUCCGAAUUCUGGCCAUUGGACAUUUCAUUUUCGCCAUGGGCUACUCGAUCGCCAGUUUGACAAUUACGCCAGAGACUGCUGGGCCUCUUGUUCUGCUCAUCGUCCUGCCUUUGGCCGGCACCUUGACGGCAUUCUACGUGUGGACUCUGAACUCCCUCAAUGCCACCAUGAAAGAUCUUAUCGAUCGAAAGCAAAAGACUAAAGCUUUGAUGUAUAAGAAGCUUUGGUGGUGCAUCCUUGGCAGCAUCAUCGUCAUUUUCGGCUUCUUCUUCAUUAACUCGUUUGACUUUGCGGGCCACAGCGACGCUGACUUUGUGCCCGAUCAUUGGAAGACUCGAUGGUUCGUCCUUGACGGUUGGUUGAACCUCGUCUACUUCUUCGAUAUUGUGUUCAUCGCUUAUCUCUGGCGACCAACUGCGAACAACCGGCGCUUCGCCAUGAGUGAUGAACUUGCCCAAGAUGACGAUGGAUUCGAAAUCCGCUCUUUCGGUAGUGGUCUGGACGAGGAGGAUCCCGCGGACGCACCACCGGAGUAUCCUGGCAGCUCUGCUGCCGCUGGUCACCGAGACCUCUCCCCCGUGCCUCCAAAGCCGGUUUCAGCUUCAAACCAACGUACUUCUCUCGAUGAUGAGACAAUCUUUGCCGUCGGCGAAGACGGAGACAAGUGGUCCGACGACGAGUCGCCCCGAAACUCCAGCGAGAGGCAGAGACUCACUCAUUAG